Messenger RNA from Astrephomene gubernaculifera, 2948 nucleotides. The record is from the annotation of a GenBank genome assembly. Lineage: Eukaryota; Viridiplantae; Chlorophyta; Chlorophyceae; Chlamydomonadales; Astrephomenaceae.
CUCCCACUUUAUAUGUUCGAAACCUCUAUGUUUCUUUGUUAAAAAACUUAAAAGCUACAUCACUUAGCAACGAAGGCAAAAAUGGCAGGUUGGCAAGUCAAUAGCUAACAAGAGAAUGAAAGGUACACUGUGCUUGCCCAAUAUAAUGCACAUAAGGGCAGCUUGGCUUUGAAAGCGUGUAUUGAAUGCGUUGCUUGUAUGUAAAAAGCCUAGCGUACGGCAACGAGGGCCAGACCACAGCAGAGCCAGUUGCCCACUUGUCAUUAGCGUGACGUUAUGCAGCUCUUCUUUGCGAAAGCGCUCCGCUAGCUUUUUGUCGGUCAGGUAUGGCCUGGCCAACACCCUAAGACAUGUCCCUAGGGUGACUCCCCAGUCUACUUGACAAACCCCUUACAAGCUGAAGGUGUCUGAACUAUUACCCCUCCAGUCACAUUAAGUAAUCUUUGACUUGUAAGCGAUAGCCUACUUGAGCGCGCGGCUGACAGCGUGUGGACUGUGGAGGUCUGGCAACGAGACUGUGAUACAACGUAUUUAUUGUUGAGCAUAUUUCCCCCUCUUCAUUCCUGGCCUCGGAAAUCUAGCAAAGUGUCCUCGUCUUAUCGGCGUGCGCGAGGUGACUGCGCAGGCAAGCUGCUCGACGGCUAAUCGGUGACUCCUUGCGCCACUUCCAGUCUCAACUUAUUUUGCCAUCCGCGUUAGCGUUGCGGCACGGCGGGGAUGGGUGUUUGCGCUAGUACAGACAAUGCUGUGCCCGAGGGGUACAAGGCAUUGAAGGUGCAGGCGGUGGUGCAGCAGACAGGCGACGUGCGGGACUUCUAUACCUUCGACAAGCAGCUUGGGAAGGGUAACUUCGGCAUAGUCCACUUGGUGUAUGACAAGAAGACACUUGAAAAGUUUGCUUGCAAGUCUAUAUCAAAGCGUAAGCUGGUUACUCCGGAGGACGUGGAGGAUGUGCGGCGUGAGAUCCAGAUCAUGAAUCACCUGGCGGGCCACAAGAACAUUGUAUCCAUCCGCGGCACGUACGAGGACAAGAACUUCAUCCACAUCGUCAUGGAGCUCUGCACGGGAGGAGAGCUGUUCGACAGGAUUGCGGAGGCGGGGCACUUUUCGGAGCGUCGGGCGGCUGAGGUGAUGCGCACGAUCGUGUCCGUCGUACACCAUUGCCACACCAUGAAUGUCGUACAUCGGGACCUGAAACCCGAGAACUUCCUGCUCACGGAGCGCGGCCCCACGGGCGUCAUUAAGGCGACGGACUUCGGCCUCAGUCGCUUUUUCAAGGAAGGGCAUCCCCUGGACGAGAUUGUGGGCAGUCCCUUCUACGUGGCUCCGGAGGUGCUCAAGAGGGCGUACGGCAAGGAGGCCGACAUCUGGUCCUGCGGCGUCAUCCUCUACAUCCUGCUCUGCGGCUGGCCGCCCUUCCACGGCGACUCCACGCAGGCCAUCUUCAAGAGCAUCCUGUCCGCCCCUCUGGACCUCAAGUCUGACCCCUGGCCGCGCAUUUCACCUGACGCGAAGGACUGCGUACGGAGAAUGCUUGCCAGGGACCCGCGGAAGCGGCUUACGGCGGAGCAGGUGCUCAACCACCACUGGAUGCGGGAAAACGGCGCCGCGCUGGACGAGGCGUUUGUGCCCGAAAUCCUCAUCCGCAUGCGCCAGUUCACUAAGAUGAACCUGCUGAAGCGUGAGGCGCUCAAGGUGAUUGCGCGCUCGCUGCCGCCCAUGGAGCUGGCGGGCAUGCGGGAGAUGUUCCACGACAUGGAUGAGGACGGCUCGGGCUGCAUCACCGUGGACGAGCUGCGGGAGGGGCUGCGGCGGAAGGGCGCGGAGAUGGCGCUCAGCGAGGUGCAGCACAUCCUGAAUGACAUUGACCUGGACGGCAACAGUAAGAUUGACUACGAGGAGUUCCUUGCCUCCACCAUGCACCUCAACAAGCUCAACCGCGAGGAAAACAUGAUUGCGGCAUUCGAGUACUUUGACAAAGACAAGUCGGGCUUCAUCACGCGUGACGAGCUGCUGACGGCCAUGCGGGAGAUCGACAACGGGACGGACGUGGACGCCAUCCUGGCGACGGCUGACAAGAACGGCGACGGCCACAUUGAUUACGAGGAGUUUUGCCUCAUGAUGCGCGCAUCUGACCUGGAUUUGCUCAAGACUGCGCACGAGGCCCUCAAGACCAAGGUGGUUCUCAAGUCGGCUGUUACCACGGUGCAGUCGGAGCCUGUGCGCGAGGACUCCUCCUUUGAGCUCCGUCGACCCUCUAACCUGCCGGCGUGAAGCCUACGUGCGCGUAUGAACUGAUAUCGUACGACAGGACGUCGUACAGCACCAUGUCGUACAAGGUUUAUGGCGCCGCAGUGUGAGCAAACCUCCUCGCCCGCUGUCCUUCGUGUGCAUGUCGCCGCACCAGCAGUCUGCCCCUCCAAUCCAAGCCCUCUUCAAGCCGCGUGCGAAACACACUUGGUAUCUGUACAACAUGUGUGGGCGCCGCGGCCCGACCGGGCUACCAUAUUGCUGUCGUUAAUCAAUGCAUGUUACAGCUACAGCGGCAAGCGACAGCCAGGCUUGUAGUUUAUAUUCCGGUGCCGUGCUAUGGUGGUGAGAGCCUUUGGCAGGGCGCGGGGUUUCUGAGAACCUUCUUAGGGGUAACCUUGGGCGUGAGGUGCAUCCGAGCAUGGCCUACCCAGAUUGGCAUUCAGUUUCACUGUUGACGCCGCUUUUCAGCGCUACUCGUUAAGUGGUACGAUCUCUAAUGAGGUUGGUUGUACUCUCGCGUCUUCUAGUCUUACGCACUGUUUCUGUACCGUCGCUUUGCAUGCUGUUAGACGAUGCGGUGUCCUUCCGAGGCUUUGGGAAGGCGUGUGUUUGUUGGGAUACAUCUGUGUCAGCGUCGAGCCCCUGAGCAAUGUCAUGCCGCAUGUCAACGUCUGGGGCGCAACACUUAUGGGAAG